Messenger RNA from Mollisia scopiformis, 1012 nucleotides. RefSeq lists its product as uncharacterized. The transcript has a single exon. The record is from RefSeq and is a predicted model, not a curated record. NCBI's taxonomy places the organism in Eukaryota, Fungi, Ascomycota, Leotiomycetes, Helotiales, Mollisiaceae. Bases 342 to 902 code for a protein of 186 amino acids.
CAAAGUCGGGUUCUAAAUAUUCCUUGAAGCUCACCGCAGUUUGAAGUAUGAAAUUCUCUCCACAACAUGACUCUCAAGUCCAAAGGCUUGGUAUGCGUUCUCUGAGGCAAAGGGGCAUCUAGGCAGACGUGCAAAGCCCUGUUUCAAAACUCGUGAGGCGUUGGAAUUAAUUGGCCACACUCUGUCUGCCACCGGGCAUACAGGCCUGCAUACCACACCGUAUUCGGGAAAAAGCAAAUACUGAAAUAUAAAGGGAGCUGAAGUCACAACGCAGGCCGUGAUUAAUAUUCACGCUCAAUCAAACUUAUUGCCUUUCACAACAUCGUCGACACCCUCUCAAAAUGGUAGCAGGAGGGAUAUCAGAUGCCUACCAGCCCACCAAAGACUUUGUCAACCACAUCAAAAGUGCUCGGCCUUGCUGGGAAGCCACUCAGCAUGAAGCCCGGAAAGUCGACCAAUACGCUGAGCAUGCCAGGCAGAUUUACGAGCAACAAGGUGUUCCUGCGCACACGUACAAGGCCAUUCACUCCAAUGGCUUUGCGCAAGGGGUAGCUUUCCAGGUCAGAAAUGAAGAGCCAAACCGACCCGAGUUUGGCGGGAAAGUUAUGUUCAGUCAGGGUAAAUCGAACAGGAGGCGACUAGACAUUCAUCGAGCACACGAAUUGGCAUACAAGGAUCAUGAGCAUAAUCAACGAAUGUGGGACGCACAAUUGCAAGACCAAAAGACGAGGUCUUCUCAGCCAAUUUCUCCACCCCCGUCAUACCAGCAACAGUCCAUGAGCAAUCCUUAUCUGCCGGCAACCCUGCACCGCCAUAUCCACACGAGAAGAUGGGUGGAGGGGCUGAAGAGGGAGCACAAUACUGGAAUGGAUACGCAUUUGUUUAAAGCGAGAAUUGGCUGAAUAGUAAGCUGUGAUGGCUAUCAAAUAUACGAAUUUCUGUGGGAUAUGAAUACGUGAUUGUUGAUAUCUUGAGAAGUGAGUGAUGGAGGUUGGGUUUGGUGAUCUCGAGC